Pseudophryne corroboree (corroboree frog) is the source of this 777-nucleotide messenger RNA. It is a transcript of the gene RPL10A, whose product is annotated as ribosomal protein L10a. The record is from RefSeq and is a predicted model, not a curated record. Gene Ontology annotation, cellular component: cytosolic large ribosomal subunit. Gene Ontology annotation, molecular function: structural constituent of ribosome; RNA binding. Gene Ontology annotation, biological process: maturation of LSU-rRNA; translation. The coding region runs from base 91 to 744 and encodes 217 amino acids. NCBI's taxonomy places the organism in Eukaryota, Metazoa, Chordata, Amphibia, Anura, Myobatrachidae. The transcript is spliced from 6 exons.
AUGACAAACACCGCGAGAGUUCUGUACUUCUUAAGCGCAUGCGCGGAAGUUCUCGUUCUUUCCGUGUGUUAGGAGCCGGCUGUCUCCAUCAUGAGUAGCAAAGUUUCUCGAGAUACACUCUAUGAAGGGGUAAGGGAGGUACUCCAGGGAGCCAGGAGGAAGAAGAGAAAGUUUUUGCAAACUGUGGAGCUUCAGGUCAGCCUCAAAAACUAUGACCCUCAAAAGGACAAGCGUUUCUCUGGCACAGUCAGGCUAAAGUCUACGCCACGACCCAAAUUUUCAGUUUGUGUUUUGGGGGAUCAACAGCACUGUGAUGAGGCUAAAGCAGUGGACUUGCCCCACAUGGACAUAGAAGCCCUAAAGAAAUUAAACAAGAAUAAGAAAAUGGUGAAAAAGUUAGCCAAGAAGUAUGAUGCCUUCUUGGCCUCUGAGUCACUUAUUAAGCAAAUUCCUCGUAUCUUGGGACCUGGCUUAAAUAAGGCUGGAAAGUUUCCCUCCUUAUUAACACACAAUGAGAACAUGGUGGCUAAAGUUGAUGAAGUGAAAUCCACAAUUAAGUUUCAGAUGAAAAAGGUCUUGUGCUUGGCUGUGGCUGUUGGGCAUGUAAAGAUGACAGAGGAGGAGCUUGUGUACAACAUCCACCUUGCUAUCAACUUCUUGGUAUCUCUUCUAAAGAAGAACUGGCAGAAUGUGAGGGCCCUCUACAUCAAGAGCACCAUGGGCAAACCACAGCGUUUGUACUAAUUUGUGAUACCAAUAAAGUGCUUUCAUAUGAUA